CAUAACUCCUCCAACCAUGGGCCAGCCACAAGCCCUCCUUGCGGCGAGCACGGUGUGGCUCUCUGGCUGGUCCCUGGGCCUCUUUGCAGCGGCGUUGUGGGAGGGCAUCUGCGCGCACAGCGCCUACGACCUGCGGCGCUCAACGCCGGACUGCCUCCGCCAUAAGGGGAGCGAGGUGUGUGCAGAGUUUUCUGUCGCGUGGUGCGCGGCGCCAGCGAGCAUCCUGAGCCUCUCACCGCGCUGGCUCGGCGACGCGGCCGGCAUGGGAGGCCCGCUGCUCACCUGGCUGCCGCUCCUGCUCGGCUCCUCCUCCGGGGGCGGCGGCGGCCGCAGCGAGGGAGAGGUGCGUGAGGCGCUGCGCCUGGCGCUGACGUGGUACCUCGCGCUGAUUGGGCCGGUGCGGCACGCACACCGGCUGAUGCCCGCCCGGUGGGACCCGUCGGGCCACAUCUUUGUCUACGGCGCCCAACUCGCGCCGUACGCGCACGCGCCUCUAGCGCACCUCUCCCUUCCGGUGAGAGGAUGGCUGGCCGGCUGGGCGGCGGUGCUCCUCUACCUCUCUGUCCAGACGGCGGCCUUCUUCCACACCCCUGGCGAGACCGCCGCGGGCUUCGCCCUCGUCGCCGCCCUGUGGCUUGCUUGCGCAGGCUGCGGCGCCAACGCCGCAGAGCCAGACACCGAGCCGGCAGCGGGGUUGCGCCUGCUCUCCCCGCACGGGCACGUCGCGAGAGAGUCGGCCCGGCUGGCCGUCGGGGCGCGCGCGCUCGCGACGACGGCCGUGGUCUGGGCAGGCUCGACCGCCGCCGCGUGGAUGGGCAGCGCCGCACCCGAGGCUGGCACACUGCUCGGCCAGCUCGGCUACGACGGCGUCCUCUGGCUCGUCCUGCUCUCCCUGCCGAGCGCGACGCAGGCGGCGCCGUCGAGGCGCGAGAUGGCGGCGGCGGCGGACGGUGCGGCGUUGACCGCAGCAGAGCCGUCCCUGCUUGCAGCAGCAGCAGCAGGAGGAGGUGGAGGCGCGCUGCGGAAUCGGGUCGGGCCUCUGUCCUGCAGCGCCUCUUGAGCGGGCCUGGGGCCCCGCACUUGUGGUGGGCUUGUCUAUUCAGUUGUCAAGCAGUGUCGGGAGGGACGUCGCGGGCGAUUUGUGACGUGUUUGUGGGUGCGAAUCUGUGUCUCAACUCAUACAUCUGUCCCUGUGAGCUGUGUGUAGGGUUGUCUAACGUUAAUUUGGGGCCUAACAGUUGCGCUAUUGUUGGCUG
Messenger RNA from Emiliania huxleyi CCMP1516, 1256 nucleotides. RefSeq lists its product as hypothetical. Bases 17 to 1060 code for a protein of 347 amino acids. NCBI's taxonomy places the organism in Eukaryota, Haptophyta, Isochrysidales, Noelaerhabdaceae. The record is from RefSeq and is a predicted model, not a curated record. The transcript has a single exon.